Messenger RNA from Peronospora matthiolae, 702 nucleotides. The record is from the annotation of a GenBank genome assembly. Lineage: Eukaryota; Oomycota; Peronosporomycetes; Peronosporales; Peronosporaceae.
AUGCGCUUCUACUCAUUCGUGCUUUUAAGUGCAUUCAUCGUCGUCACAGUUGCCCGAGCAGAGUUGGAAUCGAACAAUUCCGGUUCGAUCUUCCCUACUUUGGAUGAUUCGUCAACUGCAAACCAUUCCCAAGUCUCAGACCCGCAGCAACUACGAAUCAACGCGAUCCUUCCGCAUGACGAGAAUCGAGUACGUCCCCUCGGUGCAGCACUGAAGUCACUUUUCGACGUAGACAAGCACCUGUUUUGGCUCUUGCCGCGCAGGAUGAUUCGUUGGGUCAGAAAAGAAAAGCCAGCAGACAAGACGUACCUGUCCCCCCCUAAGGCUGUCGACGCUAUUUUUAUCUACGUGAAACUUGUUUCCGAAAAAUACCCGGAGAAGGGGGAUCUUAGCGCGGCAGGUGACAUGUAUAAAGAGUUAAAGAAACACUUUCACGAUCGACAACUUGCGUCCAUGUUUUACACAGCGGCAGAGGUCCCGGAGUUGGAGACGGCGGCGAAGAACUUGCAAGAUGUCCAGAUCAAUUUCUGGCUGGAGAAAAAUUUAACAAUGAAAAAACUCUACGACUAUCUAGGCGUGAAGCAAAAAUGUCCAAAAGGUCGAGUAGACGGACCUCGAUUGGCGUGGCGAGCAUAUGCCAAGGCGUACAACAACAUUCAUGUGACGUCCCCAGUAAAUAUCCCUAGUGAAGCUAACGUAUAG